AAGGUCUAAUUUAGCAACAUCUAGUUAAACAUGCGCUGGGUUGUCUUGAUUGCGAACAAUCAUUUGCCUCUAUUUUGGUGAGAUUCACUCGUUACUAGAUAACAGCUAUUCAAAUCUUCAAGAUAAUCAAAUUGGACGCAAGUUAAAUUGGCUUUUAAUCAUCAACCAACUGAUCCAACUCAAUUUCAUUCUUGUUCUGCCUGGUGCAUUCAACUUUUUCAGUUUGUCUUUUCAUUUUCUUUUAACUUUUUUAUCCUUCCAACAUCAAAUUAGUUGUUAAAUUAGCCUUUACUCAUCAAUCGUUGACAAUUUUUACCAACUUUAACUGUCAAAGUUUAAUCUUGGUUCCAUCAAUCUCCUGAUAAACUUUUAAAUUGUGAAAAAAAAUCUUAUCGUCCAGACAUGAUAGUUCAUUGUGAUGAAGUUUCAAAGGAAUUAUCUGUGAUUUUUUAAAAAUUCAUUUUAAGAUUCACUUUCUUUUGAUCAUCGACUUAAUUUUCUGCUAGUCGCGCUUUUAAUCAACGGUCCCUCUACACGUGAUUCACUUGUUUUACAGUUAAAGUUGAAACAUUUUAUAAACUGUUAUAUCAAAGAGUAGCUAUUCUUUGAUUGUUAUGGUGAAUGAAGAUAAUCAUUUUUUGGAAGCUAAAGAAAUCGAUUCUAAAGUGUUUUUAGAGCCAGUUGAUGAAAAAAUUUUAAACGAGAAUGAACCUAAUAAUUGUAUACCCGUUAGAAAGCAGCGAAAGAAGAAGAAGAAGAAGAAAGGGAUUGGAACUGGAACUGACGAGUUGGGUUCAUUAUUACAGAGCAAUGAAAAGGUUGGAAGCCAUGAAAGUGACAAAUCUCAAGAAGGUUACGCGCCAAAACCAGCAACGGAUUGUGUGAUAAAGAAAAGGAAUAAAAAACGAAAGAAAAAAACUUCAAGUGAUGUUAAGAUUGAAGAAAAAGAAUCAACUUCUGUUGAAAAUGAUAAAACCGUUCCAUUGUUCAUUCCUGUUAAGCAGCUUUUCUCCGAUUCAGACUAUCCCAUAGGUGAAAUUAUGGAAUAUCCUAAAGUUGAACUUGACAGUCGCACUGCCAUUAACCGAACAAGUAAUGCUGAAAAGAAGGCCUUGGACUCUGCUAAUAUCGAUAUGUACAAAGAAUUAAGACAAGCUGCUGAAGCUCAUCGUCAAACUCGAAAAUUUAUGCAAAAAUUCAUAAAACCAGGAAUGAAGAUGAUUUAUAUUUGUGAAAUUUUGGAAGAUAUUGCUCGUAAAUUGAUUGAUGAAAAAGGCUUGGAGGCCGGACUUGCUUUUCCGACAGGCUGUUCAUUAAAUAAUUGUGCUGCUCAUUAUACACCAAAUAGUGGAGAUAAUACCGUUUUUGAAUACGACGAUGUUUGCAAAAUUGAUAUUGGAACUCAUAUAAAUGGUCGAAUAAUUGAUUCCGCUUUUACGAUGACAUUUAAUUCAAAGUAUGACAAACUUUUGGAGGCUGUUCGUGAAGCAACCAAUACUGGUAUCAAAGCAGCUGGUAUUGAUGUACGACUCUGUGAUAUUGGUGAACAAAUUCAAGAAGUUAUGGAAUCAUAUGAGGUUGAAAUCGAUGGGAAAACUUACCAAGUAAAACCGAUUCGUAAUUUAAGUGGUCAUUCAAUACACCCUUAUCGAGUUCAUGCUGACAAAAAUGUUCCAAUCACGAAAAAUGCUGAUCAAACAAGGAUGGAGGAAGGUGAAAUCUAUGCAAUUGAAACUUUUGGUAGCACUGGACGUGGUUAUGCUGUGGCUACUGCUGAUCAAGAGUUUUCUCAUUAUAUGAAAAAUUACGAAACUGUCAAUGUUCCAAUGAGAUCAACAAAGUCCAAGCAAUUGCUAAACGUAAUCAACCAAAAUUUUGGCACAUUAGCUUUUUGCCGUCGCUGGUUAGACAGGCUGGGCCAGAGCAAAUACCUUCUUUCUCUCAAUGAUUUAUGCCAAAAAGGAAUCGUUUCACCAUACCCUGCAUUAUUUGAUAUAAAGAAGAGUUAUUCAGCUCAAUAUGAGCAUACAAUAAUUUUAAGACCAACCUGUAAGGAAGUUGUUAGCCGGGGCGAUGACUAUUGAUCUACACUUUCAUCUUUUUUUGUCAAAGAUUGACUCUAGUUUUGUUUAUCAAUCUUUUAGAUUUUCAAAAAAUUUAGUAAAAUACAAAAUACUUUGAUUAUCGAAGCUAAUUAAAUUCAUUCAUAUUAUGAUAGA
Molecule: messenger RNA, 2219 nt
Organism: Tetranychus urticae (two-spotted spider mite)
Lineage: Eukaryota; Metazoa; Arthropoda; Arachnida; Trombidiformes; Tetranychidae
Product: methionine aminopeptidase 2-like
Biological process (GO): proteolysis
Cellular component (GO): cytoplasm
Molecular function (GO): metalloaminopeptidase activity
Source: RefSeq, a predicted model, not a curated record